Pseudomyrmex gracilis is the source of this 1221-nucleotide messenger RNA. Its product is annotated as putative odorant receptor 69a. Gene Ontology annotation, molecular function: olfactory receptor activity; odorant binding. Gene Ontology annotation, cellular component: plasma membrane. The record is from RefSeq and is a predicted model, not a curated record. Bases 1 to 1221 code for a protein of 406 amino acids. The transcript has 5 exons. NCBI's taxonomy places the organism in Eukaryota, Metazoa, Arthropoda, Insecta, Hymenoptera, Formicidae. Gene Ontology annotation, biological process: detection of chemical stimulus involved in sensory perception of smell; sensory perception of smell.
AUGUCAUCAUCGGCCGACGAUCGCGCUCUGUUCCGGAACUUCAAUUACAGAUCCGACACGGAAUACGUGGUGAAAGUCGCUAAGAUUCUGUUGACUCCCGUUGGCAUUUGGCCCCUCGACCGAGAUGAGUCUGUGCUCGACAAGGUCAAGUACGUUCUCCAGACGAGCUUCAUGUUCAGCCUGAUGUGCUUUCUGCUCGUGCCCCACAUCAUAUACACCUUCUUCGACGCGGAGGAUCUCACCAGGUACAUGAAGGUGAUAGCAGCCCAGGUGUUCAGUCUGCUGGGCAUCGUCAAGUUCUGGACGAUGAUCAUCAAUCGGGACGACAUCAAGUGCUGCCUGCAGCAGAUAGAGAUGCAGUACAGAGAUGUGAAAAGCGAGGAGGAUUAUUUGGUGAUGAUGAGAAACGCCAAGAUCGGGAGGCAGUUCACGAUAAUGUAUCUGGGACUGCUCUACGGCGGCGCGUUACCCUAUCACAUAAUCAUGCCGCUGGUGGCGGACAAGAUCGUGAAGGAGGACAACACGACGCACUUACCUCUGCCGUAUCUCAGCGACUACGUCUUCUUCGUGGUGGAGAACUCACCGUUCUACGAAAUCCUGUUCGUCAUGCAGAUUCUGUUCAGCACCAUCAUCCUGUCGACGAACUGCGGCGUUUACAGCCUGAUUGCCACCUGCGUGAUGCACGCCUGCUGCUUGUUCGAGAUUGCUCGCGCUCACAUGGAAACACUUCUGGUGGAUAGAACUCGCGAUCUCCACGAGCGAUUCGGCCACGUCAUCGUCGAGCACAUACAAGCUCUCAGAUACGUUGAAAUGAUCGAGAAGUCGUUAAACUUCGUUUUUCUAUCGGAAAUGGUCGGAUGUACUAUCAUCAUAUGUUUUCUGGAGUACGGAGUUCUCAAGGAAUGGGAAGACAAUCAGAUAUUAGGCACAAUUAUAUAUUUCAUCCUGGUGACUUCGAUUCUGGUGAAUGUUUUUACGUUAUCGUCUAUCGGCGAUCGUCUCAAAGAAGAGAGCAUCAAAAUCGGAGAAACAUCGUAUUUCAUCGACUGGUACACAUUGCCGACGAAAAACGUUGGCAAUUUAAUCAUGGUGAUGGUCAGAUCAAGCCGUCCGUCAGCCUUGACAGCUGGUAAAAUGUUUGAUAUCUCGCUCCAGAGUUUUUGCGAUGUAUGCAAGACAUCAGCGGCGUAUUUGAAUUUUAUUCGAAUGAUCGCAUCGUGA